Musca domestica (house fly) is the source of this 2433-nucleotide messenger RNA. It is a transcript of the gene Ror, whose product is annotated as tyrosine-protein kinase transmembrane receptor Ror. Gene Ontology annotation, cellular component: signaling receptor complex; membrane. Bases 171 to 2282 code for a protein of 703 amino acids. Lineage: Eukaryota; Metazoa; Arthropoda; Insecta; Diptera; Muscidae. Gene Ontology annotation, biological process: positive regulation of kinase activity; multicellular organism development; protein phosphorylation. Gene Ontology annotation, molecular function: protein binding; ATP binding; transmembrane receptor protein tyrosine kinase activity. The record is from RefSeq and is a predicted model, not a curated record. The transcript has 9 exons.
UUUCAGAAACAAGUCGACAACAUUGUUUAGUUGCACACUGGAUGCUAAAUUGGGGUUGAAAAACAGUGUAUGUAUGUACGUUUGCAUCCAUAUUUAACACUUAUUGCAAGCCAGCAAAUAGAUAAUUUGGGUUGUAUCGGUAAACAAGACUAGGGUUUGAAAUAUUCAAUAUGUGGGCUUGUACUAUUGCCAUAGUUUGGAUGUUGUUAUUAAUAGACAUUUGGUCCUUUAUGAGAGUAAAUUGCUCUGGAAUUUCAACUAAGGAAGAGAUUUCUGUUGGCAUUUGCCAACUAUACAAUGGAACGACAUGCAGUAAAUAUUUGUCGAAUAAAAGCGUUUUUAUACCUCCAAACUUUACUCUGGAGGAUUUUGAAGAAAGAUUGCGUGCAGCGUAUGGAGUUAUAAAGGAAUCGAAGGAUAUGAAUCCAAAUUGUCGAAUAUAUGCACUCCCAAGUUUAUGUUAUAGCAGUUUGCCAUUGUGUCGUACUCCAGAGAGAACUAAUCUCUUAUAUUUUGCGAACAAAGCUGCAUAUAAAGAACGAAAGCUUAAGAAAAAUAUUACGGAGGGGUCUGCAGUUGGAACAGAAAAUAAGUUAAUCCACAAUCUUCAUAAACGUUUUUUGGAAAAAAACUCUAAAGAGCGCAAGUUCCUUCUUAAACGAAAAGCUUCACAAUCAUAUGAAAACGCUUAUACUGAAAAGAUUUCUAGUCAAUACCCUCCAACUAAGAAUAGCGAAAAUUUAAGACGAAUAUGUCGCGAAGAGUGUGAGCUACUAGAAAAUGAACUAUGUCAGAAGGAAUAUGCAAUAGCUAAGCGACACCCCGUAAUAGGACAAAAACUGCCACUUGAAGAAUGUUCACGUCUUCCAGAACAUACUGAUUGUUCUCAUCUUGGAAUAGAAGUAGACGUUGACAUGUCUCAAAGCUGCUACUGGAAUGACGGAUCAAGUUACAGAGGAGUUUUGGCAACAUCAAACUCUGGGAAAAAGUGUUUGCGAUGGUCAUGGUUCAUGAAAGACCUCUCAGACUAUCCUGAAUUAGUGGGACAGAACUACUGCAGAAAUCCUGGCAGCAUUGAAGAAAAACCAUGGUGCUUUGUAGAUGAUAAAUCAUUUGGUAAAGUAAUUGAAACGUGCAAUAUUCCAAAGUGUUCAGAUAGUAUUUGGUUAUAUAUAUUCUUGGCCUUCGCAAUCCUUAUAAGCUUCCUUUUAACAUAUACUUUGGUCAGCUUACGACGGAGAAGAUGCACUGACAUGACAAGCAUACAAAAUAUGAGCACACCAAAUGCAGAUAAAAACAUAUACGGAAAUUCCCAAAUGAAUUCUUCACUAGAAAUGUCACGCGUUAAUAGUAGUAAUGGCACUGGUUCUACAUCCACAUUUAUUAAUAACGCAGAAAGAGCUCCACUUAUAAAACUUAUACACUAUUCUCUACAAGAUGUUGAAUUUGUAGAAGAAUUGGGAGAGGGUGCAUUUGGUAAAGUUUACAAAGGACAACUUACUACGUCUGCAGGGGAGAAAAUAUUCGUAGCCAUCAAGGCACUUAAAGAGGAUGCUUCCUAUAAAACUCAACAAGACUUUAAGCGUGAAAUCGAAUUGAUCUCCGAUCUUAAACACAACAACAUAGUUUGUAUACUCGGUGUCGUUUUAAAUAAGGAACCUUUUUGUAUGCUAUUUGAAUACAUGCCGAAUGGAGAUUUGCAUGAAUUUUUAAUUGCAAACUCCCCACAGGAAAACAAAGCAUUAACUCAGCUUGAUUUCUUAAAAAUGUCUCUUCAAAUAAGCGAGGGAAUGGAAUAUUUGUCAAGUCAUCACUACGUCCAUCGAGAUUUAGCAGCGCGUAACUGUUUAGUUGGAGAAAAUCUUAUGGUCAAGAUAUCAGAUUUUGGAUUGUCACGUGAUAUUUAUAGUUCCGAUUAUUACAGGGUACAAUCAAAAUCUUUAUUGCCUGUUCGUUGGAUGCCAUCGGAAUCAAUCCUCUAUGGAAAGUUUACAACGGAAAGUGAUGUGUGGUCAUUUGGCGUUGUUUUGUGGGAAAUAUACAGUUAUGGAAUGCAGCCAUAUUAUGGGCACAACAAUCAGGAAGUUAUAAACUUAGUAAGAUCAAGACAACUUUUAAGCUGUCCAGAAGCAUGUCCUGCGGCCGUUUACGCCUUAAUGUUAGAAUGCUGGCACGAACAAUCAGUAAGAAGGCCUUCUUUUAUUGAAAUAACGCAGAGGCUAAAUACAUGGUACGAAGGUCAGCAACAAAAAGUAAACAGUAUGAGCACACAGAUUUUAUAAAUGCCACAGGAGUUAAAUUAAGAUUAUAUAUCAUUAAUUGUACAUAUGUUUAAAAUGCAGCAAUUAAUAUUUACAUGAAAUAAUUUUGUUUCAUUUUACGAAAUAAAAAUUUGUUUUAUACAAAUUAUUAUUAGAUUUUAAUAUUAUUAAA